This is a messenger RNA of Ictidomys tridecemlineatus (thirteen-lined ground squirrel), 1543 nucleotides long. RefSeq names its product DIM1 rRNA methyltransferase and ribosome maturation factor (gene Dimt1). Gene Ontology annotation, molecular function: rRNA (adenine-N6,N6-)-dimethyltransferase activity. The record is from RefSeq and is a predicted model, not a curated record. NCBI's taxonomy places the organism in Eukaryota, Metazoa, Chordata, Mammalia, Rodentia, Sciuridae. Gene Ontology annotation, biological process: rRNA methylation. Gene Ontology annotation, cellular component: nucleolus.
UUCCGGCGACCCCUGGGCUCCCUGCUCCGCAUCCUUCUGGGGGAGGAGUCCAGGGCGUAAGGAGGCGGAACGUGGGCCUCGCCCCUUCCCCACGUCGUGCGUACCGGUGACUGGCAGCGUCUCUCUAGUGCUGCAGAGACUACAGCUUUCAAGCUUUGGGACUUGUACACUUCGCGAACCUAGGUUCUCGCUUUCUGCAGGGAUGCCGAAGAUCAAGUCAGGGGCGAGCGGCUGCCGCAAGCGACAGGAACAGCGCCGGGAGCUAAAAAGCGCCGGAGGACUCAUGUUCAACACGGGAAUUGGGCAACACAUUUUGAAAAAUCCUCUCAUUGUUAACAGCAUUAUUGAUAAGGCUGCCCUAAGACCAACUGAUGUGGUGCUGGAAGUUGGACCUGGAACUGGCAACAUGACUGUAAAGUUGUUAGAAAAGGCAAAAAAGGUAAUUGCCUGUGAACUUGACACAAGGCUAGUAGCAGAACUGCACAAAAGAGUUCAGGGCACACCUCUGGCCAGCAAACUUCAAGUUAUGGUGGGUGAUGUGUUGAAAACAGACUUGCCAUUCUUUGAUACUUGUGUGGCAAAUUUGCCUUAUCAGAUCUCUUCUCCUUUUGUCUUCAAGCUGUUGUUGCACCGACCUUUUUUCAGAUGUGCUAUACUUAUGUUUCAAAGAGAAUUUGCCCUCCGACUGGUUGCAAAACCUGGAGAUAAGUUAUACUGCAGACUCUCAAUUAAUACACAGCUAUUAGCACGAGUGGACCAUCUAAUGAAAGUUGGAAAGAAUAACUUCAGACCACCACCCAAGGUAGAAUCCAGUGUUGUAAGGAUAGAACCCAAGAAUCCACCACCACCUAUCAAUUUUCAGGAAUGGGAUGGCCUAGUAAGGAUCACUUUUGUAAGGAAAAACAAGACAUUAUCUGCUGCAUUUAAAUCAAGUGCAGUACAACAGCUGUUAGAAAAAAACUACAGAAUUCACUGUUCACUCCAUAAUAUUGUAAUACCAGAAGAUUUCAGCAUAGCAGAUAAAAUACAGCAAAUCCUAACCAGCACAGGUUUUAGUGACAAACGGGCCCGUUCCAUGGACAUAGAUGACUUUAUCAGAUUGCUACAUGGAUUCAAUGCAGAAGGUAUCCAUUUUUCCUAGCUAUUUGGAAAAUAAUUUUGUCAAGGUCAAGAAAAAUUAAUUCUAGAUUUCUAAUAUUUGAGAAGACAAAUUCUGCUUUUGCUCAACUGGAACAUUAUUUGCUUGACUAUUUUUGUACUGUUAUUUUUUAUUUUUAAGGCAGUAACAAGUCUUAUUUGUUUUGAAUGUAAUACACGUGGCAGGGUUCAAUCUAUACACAGUAUCUUCAAGUUCAAGAGCCGCAGAUACGCACAACCUUAAACUUACCAUUUCUAGCAGUUUAUCGUACAUCUCUUUACCAUGUCCAUACUGUAAAGACCUUUUUAGGCCAUCAGCACUGUUCCUCAUAAGUGUGUUCAAUUAGUCACAUAUUACCUAUCCAUUUCUUAUUCACAUGUACAAUAAAAUAGUUGUUUCUUAAAA